Messenger RNA from Pipistrellus kuhlii (Kuhl's pipistrelle), 7229 nucleotides. Its product is annotated as KIAA1549 like. Bases 137 to 4381 code for a protein of 1414 amino acids. NCBI's taxonomy places the organism in Eukaryota, Metazoa, Chordata, Mammalia, Chiroptera, Vespertilionidae. The record is from RefSeq and is a predicted model, not a curated record. The transcript has 21 exons.
CGCCGCCCGGCGCCCCCGCCCCCCGGCGCCCGGGCCAUGGCCGGAGAUGCCCGCUGAGGACCGGGGCGCCGCAGGCUGGGCUCCCGGGCGCGGCGCGGAGCGAGGCGGCGGCGGCCUGGAUGCGUGAAGCGGCCCCAUGGCUCGGCAGGAGGCGAAGCGGCGGGGCCCGCGGGGAGCCGGGCCGGCGGCGAGGAGGCGCGGGGUCCGGUCCGGGGCGCGCGGGCUCGGGGCGGCCGGAGUGAGCGGCCCCGGGCGCGCGAGGGGUCCCCGGGCCGCCGCGUCCCUGGAGGCGCCGCCGCCGCUGCUGCUGGGACUCCUGCUGCUGGCGGCCCUGCCCGGGCGCUGCCCGGCCCACCCGGGAACAGACAACCUGCAGAUCACCGUCACCCCAGACCCAGAGUCAUUUCCUCCCGGGAAAUUGUCCCCGAUCUCACCAACAUGGCCUUUCUCAGACGCCCCGUCUUCCUCGGCAGUGGACAGAACCACGGAUGCGCUGGGCCCGACCCCUGACAACGCCAGCGUGCCGCAACUCACCCAAACGCCUCCUCCCAAGACGCUCCGCAGGCCGAGGGCCCACGGGGACCUCUCUCCUGCCCCUUCCCAAGGAAGCGGACAGAGCGCCUCCCUCGAGCCUUCCGGGGAUCCCACCGAGUCACCAGUCCAGCCGAGACCGCAGCAGGGAAGAGAAGCGGCCGGUGUGUCAGCGGGCUUCGCAGUGUUGUCCAAGGCAGGACCAACAGCAGCUGCAACAGCGUCCACCUUGCUCCUGAGGAAACCAAGCCCACCCGCCCUGUCUGCAGCCCUGGUGGCCAAGGGCGCUGGCAGCAGCCCUUCGGCAUUGGCCUCGGGAUUCGUCAAGAGCAGUUUGACCACUGCUCUCGCCAGACAUGCCACCAACAACACGGCGUCUGGCCUGAAGGCAACACCCGGGGUGGGCCACCCGGCCUUCUCAUUCACGCCAGCCUACAUGUUUGCAAAAUCAGCACACACCACGAGCACUCACACAGCCAUGCAAGGGAACACGGGCACCGCCUCUGGCCUGUUGUCCACCACACACCUCCCCAGGAAACCACAAGCCAUGUACACGAGCCCCCCAUCCCCCACCCACCCAGACCCGCCCAGGGCGUCCACCACACGCUCGCUGGCCAUCACGGCGGCCUUGACCUCCGUCACCGCACCCGUAAGGGCUACCCGGCUGCCGCCUCUGCUGGCAGAAAACCCAAACGCUGCCCUUCCCGCCGUGUCCACGGCUAUGGUCACAACCGGCAAAAUGGUGUCCAACCUGGAGUGUCACAUGUCCAGUAAACUCCUGGUGAAGACAGUUCUCUUGCUGACGCAGAGGAGAGCACAGAGCAGUGAAACCUUGAAGCUCAGCAUAGCCAAAGGGCUCACGCAGGCAUUGCGCAAGGCUUUUCGCCAGAACGACGUCUCGGCUCACGUGGAGAUUCUGGAACAUUCUCAUAACGUCACCGUUGGUUAUUACGCUACCAAAGGGAGGCUGGUGUACUUGCCUGCCGUGGUGACCGAGAUGCUGGGUGUUUACGGGGUCAGCAACAUCACUGCGGACCUGAAGCAGCAUACCCCGAGCCUGCAGUCCGUGGCGGCCCUCGCCUCCCCGUGGCACCCCCAGCCUGCAGGCUACUUCCAGCUGAAAACAGUGCUUCAGUUUGUGAGCCCGUCUGACAACAUCCAGUCCUGCAGGUUUGCUCAGACCAUGGAGCAGAGGCUGCAGAAGGCCUUCCAGGACGCCGAGAGGAAGGUGCUGAGCGCCCAGAGCAACCUGACGAUUCAGAUCGUGAGCACGUCCAAUGCCUCCCAGACGGUCACCUUGGUGUACGCGGUGGCCAACCGAAGCUCCUUCCUCAAUGGCACCAUGGCCAGCAGCCUCCUCCGCCAGCUCUCGGCCGAGCUGGUGGGGUUCUACCUCACCUACCCGCCGCUCUCCAUCGCUGAACCAUUGGAAUAUCCCAACCUUGACAUAUCGGAGACAACCAGAGACUACUGGGUAAUUACAGUGCUGCAGGGCGUGGACAAUUCGCUGGUGGGUCUGCACAACCAGAGCUUCGCCCGGGUCAUGGAGCAGCGCCUGGCCCAGCUGUUCAUGAUGUCCCAGCAGCAAGGCCGGCGGUUUAAACGGGCCACCACCCUGGGAAGCUACACCGUGCAGAUGGUGAAGAUGCAGCGUGUGCCGGGACCCAAGGACCCCGCGGAGCUGACUUACUACACCCUGUACAAUGGAAAGCCUUUGCUGGGGACCGCGGCCGCCAAGAUCCUGAGCACCAUUGACUCCCAAAGGAUGGCCUUGACCUUGCAUCACGUUGUCCUCCUGCAAGCUGACCCUGUGGUGAAGAACCCGCCCAACAACCUGUGGAUCAUCGCCGCGGUGCUGGCGCCCAUCGCCGUGGUCACGGUCAUCAUCAUCAUCAUCACGGCCGUGCUCUGCCGGAAGAACAAGAAUGACUUCAAGCCGGACGCUGUGAUGAACCUGCCCCAGAGAGCAAAGCCUGUGCAAGGCUUUGACUAUGCCAAACAGCACCUGGGCCAGCAAGGGGCGGACGAGGAGGUCAUCCCCGUGACCCAGGAGACGGUGGUCCUCCCGCUCCCUGUCCGAGAUACUCCCACCUCGCAGGAAAGGGACGUCACCCAGGACGGAAGCACCAUCAAGACGGCCAAGUCCACCGAAACCAGAAAGAGCAGGUCACCCAGUGAGAACGGCUCUGUCAUCAGCAACGAAUCAGGGAAGCUCAGCUCAGGGAGGCGCUCACCCCAGAAUGUAACCGCACAGCAGAAAGCGACAAAGGAGGAGGCACGGAAGAGAAAUGUGUCUGCCAGCGAUGAAGAGGAAGGCGCGGUUCUGUUCGACAGCUCUGGCAAGGCGGCUGCCGAUCCCUUCGACUCCUCUUCCGGAUCCGUGCAGCUCACCGCAGUGAAGCCCACAGCCCUCCCCGUGGUGCAGCCCGCCCCGGACCGGAGCCAGGAGGCCGCAGCGCUCAACGGCGAGGUGAACAAAGCCCUGAAGCAGAAGUCAGACAUCGAACACUAUCGGAACAAGCUGCGCCUCAAAGCCAAGAGGAAGGGGUAUUAUGAUUUCCCUGCAGUGGAGACAAACAAGGCCCAGACGGAAAGAAAAAAGAUGUAUGAGAAAUCGCAAAAGGAAAUCGAGCAUGUGUUAGAUCCAGACCCAGAACUGUGUGCCCCAUUCGCCGAGUCUAAAAACAGGCAGCAGAUGAAGAACUCUGUCUACCGAAGCCGGCAGUCUCUGAACAGCCCAAGUCCGGGGGAGACAGAGAUGGACCUUCUGGUGACGCGGGAGCGGCCCCGGCGUGGGAUUCGUAACAGCGGCUACGAUACCGAGCCUGAAAUCAUAGAGGAAACCAACAUUGACAGAGUUAAUGAGCCGCGGGGCUACGGCAGGUCUCGGCAGAUGAAGGGCCACUCUGAGACGUCCACGCUGAGCUCCCAGCCCUCCAUUGACGAGGUCCGGCAGCAGAUGCACAUGCUGCUAGAGGAGGCCUUCAGCCUGGCGUCCGCGGGCCACGCGGGCCAGAGCCGGCACCAGGAGGCCUACGGCUCCACACAGCACCUGCCCUACUCCGAGGUGGUCACCAGCGCCCCAGGGACCAUGACGCGGCCCAGAGCUGGGGUGCAGUGGGUGCCGACCUACCGCCCAGAAAUGUACCAGUACAGCCUGCCCCGGCCGGCCUACAGGUUCUCCCAGCUUCCUGAAAUGGUCAUGGGCUCUCCGCCUCCGCCUGUACCUCCCCGGACUGGCCCCGUGGCGGUCGCUUCUCUCAGGCGGUCCACCUCCGACGUUGGCAGCAAGACCCGGAUGGCCGAGUCCACCGGGCCCGAGCCGGCCCAUCUGCAUGACAGCGCCUCCUUUACGCAGGUGUCCAGAGGCCCCGUGUCCGUGGCGCAGUUGGAUCAGUCAGCUUUAAAUUACUCAGGCAACACGGUGCCCGCAGUGUUCGCCAUCCCAGCUGCCAACAGGCCGGGCUUCACCGGCUACUUCAUCCCGACGCCCCCCUCGUCCUACCGGAGCCAGGCCUGGAUGUCCUACGCGGGAGAGAGCGAGCUCCCGAGCCAGUGGGCCGAUUCGGUCCCGCUCCCAGGGUACAUCGAGGCUUACCCCCGGUCCCGUUACCAGCAGAACUCCCCCUCCAGGCUGCCUCGGCAGUACAGCCAGCCGGCCGGCCUGCACCCCAGCCUGGAGCAGGGCCCCGUGCCCUCCGCGGCGGCCUCUCAGCAGAGCCUGGCAGAGAACGACCCUCCCGAUACCCCCCUGACCAACAUCUCCACGGCGGCCCUGGUGAAGGCCAUUCGGGAGGAGGUGGCCAAGCUGGCCAAGAAGCAGACGGACAUGUUUGAGUUCCAGGUCUAAUGCCUUCGCCAAAGGAGGUGCUUCCAGGCUCUGGGGACACAGUCCUCGGGCUUCUCCAGCCUUCUGCAUUGGGACUUGAGGCACAGACAGUGGGUGAGUCUCCCUCAUCCUUAGUUUCUGAAAAGGUGAACCGUGGGGCUUCUGGGAAACAGAGGAAACCCUUGGAUGACUGGAGUAUCGGCCUCUUCAACUGAUUGUAUGUCAAGAGGUCCCUGCUUGGGGCCGUACGCUUGGUGUUCUGUUAUAUUGAAACUGCCAGUGUAUUUCCCUAUGAAGCCUUCGUCGGGAGAGACACUAACUAAGCCACGGGUUCCUGUCCAAUGCCACAUUUCAAUAAAUGGCCAGAAGGUGGAGGCCAUGGCUCUGUCUUUGGUGACUCCUGCAUGUUCACUGUCUCUGUGUUAAAGGCAAUGCAGGCGUGUGAUGACGCACCAGACUACUCUCUCAUUCAGCCAUGACUUUCCUCGUUACAAUCACCUCCUGUCUAGAAGGGAGGCCCUGACUCCAGCCAAGAAACCCGAGUUCUUGUCGUUUAGAGAUCCUAUUCAAAGUCAGGUGCAUCGGGUGAAAACCAGUGCUCUCAAUGACUGUCCCUCUCCCGCACCCCCAUUAAGAAAGGCCAGGAAGGAGAGGAGAGGAGAGGGAGUGGUUGGUUUGCGUUGACAGGUGUUUGAAAAGGCGUUGUCAUUUUGGAACCGGAGUACCCUGUGAGCCGGGAUCCAAUGGAAAGAGCAGCGGUGCUCAGAGCUUUCAGGGUCCUGCAAAAGGAAAGCAGCUCCUGGUGGAGCUUUUUCUUUGGCCUGAGAAUGAAGCUCCUCUCUGUCUGGGAUAAGAGAUACAUCAGUGACUUUUAUGAGAAACAUCUCUGUCUUUUCCACAAUGACGUCCAGCCUGGGCUGCCCAUGACACAAAAGAAACUAGUGAUGGAUGCCUGCUAGAAGUCCAGCCUCCCCAGCCCGCAGCCUCUGUUCCUAGAAGCUUCUGAAUGUAAAAAAUCCGUUGAUUUACGUGUAAAUGUAAAUACCAUUUUGAAAAGUGUAUGGAGGUAGCCAGGCCCCUUUUUCCCCCACCCCUGUGGUUAACAGACACUGGAGGACAUUGGCUGAAACGGCUGGGCUGACUGGCCUUGUGGGGGUGAUGUGAAUCACCUGAUCUUAUGGGGUUAAUGUUGUGUCCCCCAGCCCGGACGCACCUGCGGCACAGUCGGCCCCAAGCCGGAACAGCUGCUGACUGCAUUCAGGUGGCCUCGGGGAGAAAACGCGGGUCCCCUCCCCGACUCGGAGGGCUCGCUUGGCAUCUGUUGGAGAACAAGGGCCUGUCCUACCUUCACUCAAGAUCCAUCUCACUUCAGCUCUAUCCAUUCCCUGAGCCCAUCUUUCCAUUCUCCUCACGAGUUUCUUUGGUCUUGACCAAGAGAAGGUAUCAAUUUAAAAGAUGAGAGAGGAGUGGGAGUGGGACUGAUUAGAAUGGGAGAUUCGACUGUCAAAGCACAGACUUUUCAAAAGAAGCGGUUUUUAUUUGCCGAUGGCCAGUGGCUCUUUCUGGGAUGUUCCGGAGGUGACGUGUCAGGGAAGUCCCAGACAAGCCUCUUGUCCGGAUGACGUUAGGUAGUGUCUUUUGGUAUGCUGGCUGAUCUUUCAUAGUGUUAGCUUUUUGUUACUUUAAAAAAAAAUCAGCUAUAAAUAAAAUGUAUUUUUGUAAUUUCCAUGUGUAUAUAUAUAAAAUAUAUGGUAUAUUUCUACCAAUGGCGAGUUGUUGUAAUCCAAAAACCUAAAUCAGCUUGCAAAACACUAUGGACAGUGUAAGAUUUUAUGGACCGAUUAAUACAAUGCCUAAGUCUAUCUGAAUUGGUACUCAAUGCACUUGAAUGAACAAAGAGCCAAAGAAACUCAGCCUUUCCAUGCAAAUGGUAUGAGUCUGAAAGAGUCAGCUACAUCGUCCCGCCUUAUCAAUAAUAUUAAUAUUUCAUCAGUGCAAUGACAUCAGCCCAAUGCUUUGUCUGCUUGGUCAAUGCCUGGAAAAUGUUAUAUGUGGACAUAAAGUUUUAAGACCUUAGUGUAAUUAAACUAUAUGCACAUGCUUCUGAGACAGUGGCUGAGCUGUACACGUGCCAGUAACGUACAGAGAAUGAGCCUGCGGCCCCAGCUUGCUAAGAGGAUGAGAAACAAAUCAUUGCGGCCUUGACAGAACCCAUGAAAUACUGAGUUAGUCAACUGAGACAACUGAACACGCAGCAUGCUUCAUCAAUCCCUCCUUUAAAUUAGACACCUUAUGUUGAAAAGAGGUCCGUCUGCUCAUGGGUUCCCACCCAGUGGGCUGACAGCCACCAUGGUUUGAUAUCCUGUGACUAAGAUGGGGUCCCUUCUCGGAAGAGUCUUCUGACCCCGUGGAUGGGACAGAUCCCUGGGAAGCUGGCUCAGAGAAAAGGCAAAUGUUCAGAGGUGCCUCGUGGGAGUGAAAAUAGAGUUCGGAGAGAGCCCAGAGGCUCUGUGGUCCUCGUGACCCUCCGGACAGCGGGAGAAGCCACAGGACGGCGGUGGUGACCUUGGAGAAGGCAGCAGAGUCCCGAGAACUGGAGUGACCCGCCCAGGGCCCCGGCCCACGCCUGCUGCUUCAUGACCCAACGUGCUUCCCAUUUCACCACGCUGCCUGCAUGCUUGUCUGUGGUUUCUUGAACUAUGCUAGGAGGUUUCAAAAGUAGGCAAGGGUCACCUGAGACAUUCCCUAUAUUCCUGUGAAGGGGGAAAAAAAAAAAAAAAAAGAUGAUGGAAUGUAUAAAGAACUUCAGAUAAAGUGUCUAGAGGACAAUGCCUUUGUAGCAUAAUAAACAUUUUUUUUUGGAACUCGU